Asterias rubens (European starfish) is the source of this 1946-nucleotide messenger RNA. Its product is annotated as AP-4 complex subunit sigma-like. Bases 187 to 618 code for a protein of 143 amino acids. Gene Ontology annotation, biological process: vesicle-mediated transport; intracellular protein transport. The record is from RefSeq and is a predicted model, not a curated record. The transcript has 6 exons. Lineage: Eukaryota; Metazoa; Echinodermata; Asteroidea; Forcipulatida; Asteriidae. Gene Ontology annotation, cellular component: membrane coat; intracellular membrane-bounded organelle.
AUUUUAAUGGUUAAAAUUAAAUGUGUGUAGUUUGCUAGUAAUUUACAGAAAAUUGCGUACAAAACAACAGCAUAAGGUCGUCUGCUGUUGACACUUCCACUCUAGUUAUGACAUGUUAAAGAAGAAAACAGUAAGUACGUGACCUUCAGUGACCUUCUCUUUGACCUGACAUCCUGCGUGCCGACCAUGUUGAAGUUCAUUCUAAUCAUCUCUAAGCAAGGUCAGACUCGCCUUGCUCAGUACUAUGACGAGAGACGAGGGUUGUCCGAGAGGACAUCUCUUGAAGGGGAGCUGAUCAGAAAGGUUCUCCUGCGAGGAACCAAAGGGUGUUCCUUUCUGGAUUAUCAAGAUUUUAAAGUUGUCUACCGGCGUUACUUGUCUCUGUACUUUCUUGUCGGGAUUGACAAAGAAGAGAAUGAAGUUGCCAUUCUUGAAUUCAUCCACUUGAUUGUUGAAACCCUGGACAAAUAUUUCCCGAAAGUGACUGACUUGGAUAUCAUGUUUAACCUUGACAAGGUGUACCACAUACUGGAUGAGAUGGUUAUGAAUGGAUGCAUCGUUGAGACCAGUAAAACUAAAAUCUUGGAACCAGUCAAGUUGAUGGAGAGCCAACGAUGAAGGACAGUGAUCAAUGAAAGAUUCAUAUCCAGUUACUCUGUCCAGAAGCAAGGCAUGCAGUCUUGGUGCAAGACCUUGUUAUUCACUAACACUCACUAAUAGCGCGAUCCCCUGCUCUAACAAUAGCGGGUGCUAUUGGAAAAACUUCAAGAUCACCCAACCACACCACACUCAAAACACUCUGGCUGGCGGGAUAGGGGCUUACAGAAUAACCUCUAUCUGUGAAACAGUUGCGACGUGUGUAGCAUCGAGUAUACUGGGGCCUAUGGUAUAGGACUGAUACUUCAAGGAGGCAAUGAAGGCGAUUGCCUCUGUGUCCCCUGGUCAUUGCAUCCCUUGGUGCCCUAAAAAAUACCCUAGUGAAAAUUUGCAAAUUCCAAAUAGGCUGCCCCUUAUCAAGGAGAAAAUGCCUUCCAAGGUACCCUUGCCCUUUCAAAAACGAUGCAUACAGGCCCGAUGGUAUUACCAUAGAGGUUGACCAACUCAACAAGAACAUCUUGCAGUGUCUUGCACAAUGACUAUAGGCAUGGGAUACACCACUGUAUGGCCAGUGGUUAUGAAUUGGUUGUCAAUUGGCGCCUCAAUGAAAGAGGUCAAACUAAAAGUCCUUCAACCUAUAGACCAACUACAAGUGAUGCAGGCCGCGCCAUCAUUGUAUUUGUAGGGACUCUGGCAUCGUAAGAUUUUGUAUAAAAAAAAAGUGAUUGAAACUUUUUGUUUUCAAAUUAUUUGCUAUUAUAUUUAUUUUUUUAUACACAACACAAUCUCACAGCUGAUAUUAUUAAUUGUACAAAUAUCUAAAGACACUCAUGAAACUAAACACACCAUUGUAAAAACAAUUAUUAUAUUUAUUCUGCGGUAUUUUUUGUUGGUUAGAUUUACAGUGUACCUUGUUUCAUGAGCCAAAAGACCUUAUGCAUGUGAUGUCACAGGACAAGGGCUCCCUCGCUCAGAGGUCAAAUAAAGGCUAAUGUAUGCGCCUUGCGUAUUUCAACCGCCUUUUCCCUAUUGUUUUACCUCAAAGAUGGCGGGCCAGAUGACAUCAAUGCAUAAGGUCUGUGAUCUGCAUUCACUUAAUAUAAAUGCAAAUCUAUCUAGAAAAUGCCAUAAUAUUAAUUCAUUGUUCGGAAGAGAAAAAAAUGAUUAAAUGGAAUAAGCCAGCUGCCAUCUUUGAAAUGUUCCCUGGGUCCAGUUUCAUAGAGCCGCUUAAGCAGUCAAUAGUGCUUAUAAAUUUCCUACUUAGCAACAAUAUGCAGGAAACCAGUCACAAAUGGUACAUGUGACAAUGGGCCGGAUAAAUAAAAACUAGCAAUUACUUAUCAAGUUAA